Sporothrix schenckii 1099-18 is the source of this 1167-nucleotide messenger RNA. RefSeq lists its product as uncharacterized. NCBI's taxonomy places the organism in Eukaryota, Fungi, Ascomycota, Sordariomycetes, Ophiostomatales, Ophiostomataceae. The transcript has a single exon. The coding region runs from base 1 to 1167 and encodes 388 amino acids. The record is from RefSeq and is a predicted model, not a curated record.
AUGCGUCCUGUAUAUAAUAAAGCUAACCUUGGGCCUCAUCUCUUCGUCCCCCCAUCCACAGUCGAUGUCAUCACCUUUCGUCCCUCUUCCAGCCCCGAGCUAGACGACGUUCUCGACAAAAUCCGCAGCAAGAUCAUUCUGCUCUCCUACCUGACCGCCGACCAGCGCCGCCGCAUUUUCAGCCCACACCACGUGCAGAAGCUCCGCAACGACCCCAUCCCACUCGACGUCAACGGCGAGAUUGUCCAGUUCAGCCACAUGGACCUGUUCAACGACAUCCCCAACGCGCGUGCCGCGACCAUUGACGCCGUGGGCCGCAUGACCACCCGUGCCGAUUUCCAGAACCUCCCGCGCCUGUUGGAGGGCCUGCACCGCUCAAGCCGCCGCUUGCGCCAGGCCGACUAUGCCCGCAUUGCCCGUCGUGCCGGCGAGCGCCAGUGCAUCAUUGCCGUGAUUGAGAGCGCAGCCCAGGUUCAGCGCACCGGCUUCCGCCUCGAGAGCUCCGAGGUCGUCGCCGAGAUCCUGACCCACGUGCAGAUGAAGGCCGUCGACAGCAACUGGGACGAGGCCGAGACGCGCCAGGCCCUGCGCUGGGCCGAGCAGGUUAUCGACCUGCUGCAGCGCCCGGACCACGGCCGCCGCCCGCCGCGCCAGCAAACGCACAGGGGCUCCUUUUCCGACAACAGCAGCGCCGCCACGGCGCCCCUGCCGCCGCCGCCAACAUACCCGCUGGACCGUGACCCGCAGGUGCUCGCUGCGCGCCUGCAUCUGGCCGCCGUCGUGGCUGACAAGUUUGCGCCGGGCGGUGCCGACACCGACGGCAAGGUCUCCCGCUAUGCGACAGAGCUUGUGCAGCUCUGGCCGGCGGGCGGCAAGGGCCUGCGCGCGCUGAGCCCCACAGAGACGUACACGGACCGCCGCGGCGAGAUGCAUUACCUGAGCGUGGACAACAAGUUCCUGGGCGUGGGCGCGCCGCUCCUGCACGGCCUGGACACGGCGAUCCGUGUUCUGGGCGGCAGCCAGGGCGACAGCGCAGCGCUGGCGGGCGAGCUGCAGUCGCGGCGGGAUGCGCUGGCGGUCGAGGUCAAUGCGGCGUUGGAGGCUGCUCCCGACCGGCGAGGUGCGGUCAUCUACAAGAAGGUGUUUGGUGAGAGCACCGAGGCAUAG